This is a messenger RNA of Neocloeon triangulifer, 3501 nucleotides long. RefSeq lists its product as uncharacterized. The transcript has 2 exons. The record is from RefSeq and is a predicted model, not a curated record. Lineage: Eukaryota; Metazoa; Arthropoda; Insecta; Ephemeroptera; Baetidae. The coding region runs from base 2171 to 3316 and encodes 381 amino acids.
GUUGUGGGCCGUCGUGGGUGACAGAGCGCAAUGCUCGCUCGGGGCCGCCGUUCGCUUCUCGUGCCAACAAAGGUCUGGGAACGGCGGCCCGCGUCGAGCGUUUCAACGCUCUGCAUGCCCAUUAGGUCUUCGUAGGGGAGGAGUCUCGAAAUUUAUCCAUUGAAAUUGAUGGUGCAGCGGUGUGUGUAUGGUAUUGAGACGUUGUAAAGGCAGAAUAAUAUAACAGAGGCGCGCUGUGUUUCCUCGGGCCAGUGUCGGUCGGUCGGGCUUCGCAGCUUGCCUUAUUUUGCUGAGAGCCAGCUGAAAGUUUUUUUUAUGUUGCACUCUGAAUGUGAAGCAACCGCGGCAGGCAUUGGCACCGAUAAUAAAUUUUAUGUUAUUUCCCUGGAACGCAAUUUACAUUCCUGCUCGCUCUAAAUUUGCUGUAGCUCGUACGGCCUUUGUAAAGGGCCUCAAAUGUUCGAGGGCGGCCAGCGGCCGCUCUCCGGAAGGGAGAACGAGAGAGAGACGUGCGUUCAGUUCAAAGGGUAGAAAAGUUCUAAUUUUAUUUGGUUUGCAGUUGUACCAACUGUACAAUAUUUACAUAUGUAUGUAUUAACUUACCAACAUCACAACACCUCCCGCCUAAGAUAAAAACAAGUUUUAAUUUACGCACUUUAAGGAGAACUGUGGCAUUUGGCGUUGGAGCAAGAAAUUGAUUAAUUUGGAAACAUUGUUACAAAAUCACAUUUACAUCCAUUCACAAGAAUUACUCUUACUCAAAAACCUUUGAAAAUUUGUUUACUAAAUUGAGUUCCUUGAUUAAACUCUAAAAUUAAUUCUCAGAUUAGGAAAUUUAAGUUGAAACUUUAAUUGAUUUUACUUUCCUGAAUUUUUAACGGAAAUUUGGUUGUUUAAAACUGUAUUUCUGCAUUACUAAUUUACUUGAAUUUCGCUCAAUCACUAAAUUUUCAAAUGAAAACCGAAAAUGUUCCAGCACACUUGGCACGGUCUGAACUGCCAGUUGCUGUUCUCAUCUUCUCCAUGCUGGAUGGACACUCGGCUCCUCGUUUUACACCUCGGACUCUUUGUAGUCCGGUACUUCUAAGCGACCCCUGAGGAGAUCCCCUCCACUCAGGUCGACGGCCCAAGGAUGCGGUUGCACCCUUCGGGUCCCUCACAUGAUGGCCAGAGAAGGCGGCUGCCUCCUCCCGGCGUCUCAGGUGGACAGGGCGCCACACGCCUUCUGUCCGACGGCCUCCGAUGUCUCGGCCGUUGGUGCUGGUGCACACCCUUUUCUCUUGGCAGCUACUUGUCCUGCUGCUCUUGACUGCUUUCUUGAGUCCAACUCUGGUUGAAGUCCUUUUCGAGGCGGGGCUUCCUUGCAGCUGACUGUGGUCUCGUCUUCUCCUUGGACCACCUUGUCGCUCCACAAGUUCCGCUCCAGACUCUUCUCCUUCCUUCCUCUUUCUUUUCUUUCUUCUUUUUUACGGAACCUCUUUUUUCUUCUUGAGAGGCCCUCCUUCUUCACUGCCGUGUGUUUUCUUAGUGGCUACGUACAAGCAAUCAGGUUAUAGAUUUUCUCAGGAAUGGUGUGCUGCAAAUCUAGUCAUUUAAUUACAACAACUUACUACCAUUUUUUUUUCAAAACCUUUGAGAAAAACCCCUCUUUUUUUUAAGGCAAAAGUCUCGAAGACUCCUUUUUGGCCUGGAAUUUCUUCCCUCUGGCCCUUGAGUUCUCACCUUAAACUUCACUAGAUUAUUUCCAGUCUCGAAGACACUGAUGGUGGAAAUAAUAUUCUGCGGCUAGUGUUUCACUUGACAAUGCUUUGCACCCUCUUUUUUUCUCACCACGUUUUCGGCUCGACUUGCUCACCACUUGCAGUGCUGAUUUUUCGCAAUCAGACGCGGAGACUUCUUCUUUUCCCUUGUAGCGGUGCCGCGUGAGGGCGCGCACCUCACAGUAAAAUCUCCCCCGAGACCCUCCUCGGACCACUCCUUCUUUCUCAUGCCGGACACGAACGAGCAACACAAACAAAUUCUCUCUGUCCGUCGCUAUCUCAAUUUAUCCGACACCCACGCCUGGGUUCGGAUUAAACCUGAAUCAAGAACUACUGUCGUUUCAUUUCUCAAACGACCCUUCUGUGGCCCAAGCGCCACAGUGGUGCCCAGCCCUUUGGUACUUCAGUAGAUGUCUACCGAAGGAACCGGCGAUCUCGCCAAAAUCAACGCAGUCUCCGAGCCUGACCUUCCGCCCUCGACUGCUGAUCAACCACGCUCCCCAGCAGAUGCAAACACCUUGGCCUUCUUCGACGAAGUGGCCCGCGACGCUGCGCAACCAACGCCGCCCCUGACCGGCGACCCAGACGCGCAACCUCCACAGGAGCAACCAGAUACUCCGCCAGUUUUCAACUUCAGGAUCAUGGCCAACAUCUCGAUGCCCAUGUUUGAGUACGAGACUGCCAUGACUUGGCUGAAACUGCUCGACGACAAAUUCGCCGAGGAAAACCUCGCAGACGAGCCCCAGAUGUUUCGGUUCCUGCGCGACUUCAUCCCUAUCAACGGCACACCUGAGUCAAUCCUGUGCCACCUGGCACCCAUGCCAAAAUCUCAGCCCUACACCACGCUCAAGACGGCGAUCCUGACACACGUCGAGCCCACUACCCAGGCGCGCGUCCGUCAACUCAUGAUUGACGAAAGUCCAAAUGGCGCAAAACCAUCCGAGUUCCUAGCCAGGAUGCAGCGCAUCGCAGAGUCUGACGCCACUCACCCCAUGAUGAAUGAGAUGCUUUUCUCGUGCUGGGCAAACAAGCUGCCCGACAACAUCAGGCUGGCCAUCAGCGGCGAACGUGACGUCACUGUGGCUGCAGCCAGAGCAGACAUGAUGGUUGCCAGAGACCACACCAACGCUGUGACACACUCCUUCUCCACACCUGCACCCCAACUUUCUGCCAUCAAACACACCACCAACAAAACCAACUCCACCUCUUACUCUGGAGGCACACCCACAAGAGUUGACCGUCUGGAAACCAAACUGGACGACCUGGCUCAGCAAGUCCUGGCCCUCACACAGUCAGUCCAGACCCUGCUGAACAACAAGUCUGACAGCUUCAACAGAGGCAGAUCCAGAUGGCGCAGCAAAAGUCGCACAGGGGAGCGAUCCAAGUCCAGGUACACAGACCUCUUCGAUGACGGCAACGCUGCCGGCAAGAUCUGUUACUAUCACAAAACGUUCCAACUGGACGCCCGCAAGUGCAUCACAGGCUGCCGCUACCACUCCAGUCACCAGUCCUUGCAGGCCGCCGCCGCCAUCACCCCCACGCCGGCGAAAAACUAACUGGGCAGGCUGCAGCAGCGGCCACACCCUGCCCCAGUUCACCCGGCCGCCUCUUCAUUUUUGACCCCACCUCCAAGAUGUCCUUCCUGAUGGACACAGGGUCCGACAUCAGCGUCCUUCCCCAAAAGUUGUUCCCCCACAUGAAACUUCCCCUCCACUACAAUCUCACCGCCGCCAAUGUGACA